CUUGAGUCGUUGAAGGAGGUGUACAGAGCACGCCAGGCAGAGCUCAGAAGGAUGGAGGGCGAUGUUGAGGGUGCUAAAACCUCGUUGGAGAAUCUGGAGGAAAGCUCCUCAGAGAAGCAGCUUAAGUUUUACAGGACCAUGACGACUUAUGCCCACAACAUGGUGGAGUGUUUCCAGGAGAAGGUUGUUGAGAUCAACUCUCUGGAGCUGCAGUUGCACACUCUGCUGUCUGGCCAGAUGGAGGCGCUGUUGGCUCAGAGACGAGAGAAGAUUAAGGAGCAGGCAGACCACCUGCAGCAGCUUGGCUUUAACACAGCAGAGCAGAGUGCAAGUUCAGCCAAUGGAUCAGAAACUCAGUGUGAGGUAAGCGUCGGUGUUAAAACUGAGGAAGACUUUGAUAUGGCUGAAGACACAUAACCUUCAGCAGAAGAGCAGGAGCAGCUGCAGAACAACAUAGCUGACAUACUGUUGAGGUCUAAGGCAGACUUUUCUGAUGUCCAAGAAGACUUCUGCAGUGUUAAAAAGAUUCUGUCUCGCUUUGAAAAAUGGAGGGAAUGCUACUUGGAGUCCUACCACAAUGCUUAUAUCUCUCUGUGUCUGCCCAAGUUGCUGAACCCCAUCAUCAGGCAUCAGCUGCUGGGAUGGAACCCUUUAAAAGAUACCAGUGGAGACUUUGAAAACCUCCCAUGGUUCACAGCAGUGGAGACCUUUUGUCAUGGACAUGGCCACGAAGAGCUGGAGCACACAGACAGACAGACGCUGUCCAGCGUCAUAGAAAGGACCGUCGUACCCAAAAUGACUGCUUAUGUGGAGCUGGUGUGGGAUCCCAUGUCCCACCAACAGUCUGUCUGUCUGACUGAUGUGUGUCACAGUCUGAAGGAGGACUAUUCUAUCUUUGAAGGAGAGCAUAGCAAGCCAGUCAAGGCAUUCACAGAGGCUCUGGUUCGCAGGCUGAGAAGCUGUGUAGAUGAAGAUGUCUUUGUUCCCCUGUACCCCAAAAAGUUUCUUGAAGAGGCGUCUUCACCUCAGCGUCACUUCAGAGAUCAGCGGUUCUGGACAGCUGUAAAACUCUUAGGCAAUAUUGGGAAGUGGGAUUUACUGCUCCCCGAGUCUGUAUUGAAGGAACUGAUGCCUACCCCAUGCCUCGAAUCGAGGACUUGCUGGAGAAGACCGGAGCGGCCAGGUACAUCACCACCUUGGAUCUGUACAAAGGUUACUGGCAAGUGCCACUGGAGGAGUCUUCUCGACC
This is a messenger RNA of Pundamilia nyererei, 1249 nucleotides long. Its product is annotated as GC-rich sequence DNA-binding factor 2-like. Gene Ontology annotation, molecular function: DNA binding. Gene Ontology annotation, cellular component: nucleus. The record is from RefSeq and is a predicted model, not a curated record. The transcript has a single exon. NCBI's taxonomy places the organism in Eukaryota, Metazoa, Chordata, Actinopteri, Cichliformes, Cichlidae. The annotation marks the transcript as partial. Gene Ontology annotation, biological process: mRNA splicing, via spliceosome.